Molecule: messenger RNA, 3263 nt
Organism: Ictalurus furcatus (blue catfish)
Lineage: Eukaryota; Metazoa; Chordata; Actinopteri; Siluriformes; Ictaluridae
Gene: arb2a
Product: family with sequence similarity 172 member A
Exons: 11
Coding region: 123-1454 (443 amino acids)
Biological process (GO): regulatory ncRNA-mediated heterochromatin formation
Cellular component (GO): nucleus
Molecular function (GO): siRNA binding
Source: RefSeq, a predicted model, not a curated record
UCGUCACGCGCUGGAGGCAUCACUUCCGGUUUGGAAUAACAAGGAAGCAGAGGAUGUUUGAAACCUCAGCAUUGCUUGUUGACAUGGGUACAACGCUGUGAGCUGCCUGAAGCGGAAGGUCCAUGCUCGUCAAAGCCGACUUUUUUCUGUUCUGUUUGGCGUGGACAACUAUGGCCCAGCUCUUGGCACAAGAAGAAAAGGAAAAUGCUGCACUAAAAGAUUUGUUAUCCAGGAUUGACUUGGAUGAGCUGAUGAAGAAAGACGAACCUCCGCUCAUCUUCCCCAAGACUUUGGAGGAGUUUGAAUACGCCUUUAAUGAGCGAGGCCAGCUGCGGCACACGCACACCGGAGAGCCGUUCGUCUUCAACCACAAGGAGGAUAUGCACCGGUGGAACCAGAAAAGAUACGAGGCGCUGGGCGAGAUCAUCACGCAAUAUGUUUACGAGCUCCUGGAGAAGGACUGCAAGCUGAAGAAAGAGAUGCUCCCGGUGGAUGCAACAGAGUGCGAACCGAAGAGCUUCAUCUACAUGAGCGAGGACGCUCUGACUAACCAGGACAAGCUGCUGGUGUUGAUCCAGGGCAGCGGCGUGGUGCGAGCAGGCCAGUGGGCUCGACGCCUCAUCAUCAACGAGGACCUGGACAGCGGCACGCAGAUCCCUUUCAUCAAGAAGGCCGUGCAGGAGGGCUACGGCGUGAUCGUGCUGAACCCCAACGAGAACGCGCUGGAGGUGGAGAAGGUCGGGGAUCCAUCUGCCGACGCAUGGGACGAACCGGCGGAGAAACGCGAGCGCAAGGAGGAGUGCGAGGGAAAGAAAAAGAAAGACGGGUACGAGAAGUACCGCAACCCACAGAAGGAGCGCGAGACGAAGCGCAUCCCGAUCCGGGAAAACAGUUCACCCGAGGAGCACACACUCUAUGUGUGGGACCAUUUCAUUUCCAGAUCGCUCGCCAAAAACAUCUUUGUGGUUGCUCACAGCUAUGGAGGGCUGUCUUUCGUGGAGAUGAUGAUCCAAAGAGAAGAUGAUGUGAUGUCACGUGUGCGUGCAGUGGCCAUGACCGACUCGGUUCACAACGUGUGGCACCAAGACCCCAGCAGAUCCACCAAAGACUGGCUGAAAGAGCGGUGCUGUAACUGGGUGUCGAGUCCUGAGCCGUUGGAUACCCCAGUGGACUCAUUGCUUCCUGACUGUCGUCGCCGCUCAGCAGGCACUGAGAGGCACGAGCUGACCUCAUGGAAUAGCUUCAAGUCCAUCUUCCGAUUCUUCAACGAACAUCUGCAGGCACGAAUGGAGGAGGACGGGGACGAGGGCAACGUGGAGGAGCGAAAGGAGGAGCAGAGGGAGGAGCACAAAGAAGAGGAGAGGGAGGAGCAAAAAGAAGAGCAGAGGGAGGAAGAGGAAGAUCACUCUACCACAGUGACUACCCAAAAAUGUGCCAAACAUGAGGAUUUAUAGAAAACUCUGGAAUAGCAUCAGACUUUCUUGGUCAGGCCGCUCUCGAUUGAAUAUUUUUGCUUUUAAUGCUUUUAAAGGGUAGCACCUCCUUCUAUAUUGUCUGAUGCCUUAGAGUUCGGGGUCGGCGCGUCAUAAUAGCAUCAGAAUAGCAUCAGAAUAGCGUUUUGCAUUACACAACUAUCAAAGCAAUAUAUACUGCUUGUGCCUCCCCCUGAGCUGCUCUGUGGGUUUGGUGGCCAUAUUAAGGCUGUCAGGUGACACUGCACAGUACAUAGCGCUGCAAAGUGUCCAGACAUCGCGCUAAACUCACGUAAUGCACACACACACACACACAGGUUUAACCCACAGUUCAUUUAGCCCACUUUAAGCCUGAAAAGCUCUGUUUUUUUACAUUCAGUUUUACCCAGUUUUACAUUGAUAAGGGUGCUGGCAUGCCUAAUAAAUUUUCAUCCUUUCCAUUGUGGACUCAUGCGUAUUAGCACUACAGCAUUAAAGGAACUUGCACUGCGUAGAGAUUUGCUUGGGAAAGUACACAUUAGACGCGGGAUUUUUCCACGCCACGUGCCUCCGAAAGAAGCGAAUCCUGAAUACCAGGUAAUAAUGUGCGUCUCACGACUCGUAUAUAUUCCUUACACUCAUCCCCACAUCAUCAGGAUCAAUCAUAUAGAAGUAUUUCAUCUAAAAUAACCUAAAGCCACAUAUCAAGAAUGAUUUUUAGCCUUAUCUUUUUAUUUUUUAUUUUUUAAAAGACACUUUGGAAUAUCUGACCUUUCCCACGUGCUAUCAAAAGGAGGGUUAAUCAUUUCUAAAUCAUAAAACCAGUUCUUUUAAAUGUGCGCUUUUUCAAUGUGACGUACACGCCUGGUAAGUCUCACAAUUUAACAACACGCUGACAUCCGCUGCUUUUGCUAAAGCACAUAAUGUCACUUUCUUAGCAUAAACAAAAGACAAACAGAACAAUGUGGGAUUAGGCAAGACUUAAGCUGUCGCUUAGACAUGACAGCACGUCACCCUGCUUCAACUAAAACUUUGCCACAUUUUUAUUUUUGACGUUGGAUGAUUUGAACCUUUGUAAGCACAAUUUGCAUAUUUUAACAAAUUUGACCAAAUUACCAACUUUUAGCCGGAAUAAAUGAGUGAAACAUUUUAAAACCUGAACUGCCUUUAGUGUUUUGUCUACAUCAUUAUUAGGCUAGUAUUACAUUCCGCCUUAAAACGAAAUACUAAAGUGGUUGUGUAUUACAGCUGAACUGGAAAGUAAAAAUUUUGGAAUUUGAAUAUUGCUGCCUUAAAAUAAAUGACACUUCUUUUUUUUUUUUCUUUUUGGUUCUUUUCUUUUCCUCUGAUGCAUUCAACUAAGCCAUCAGUUGAUUAUUGGCAAGAAGUGCAACCUUAAACCAAAAUCUAAAUAUAUGUUUCAUAUAUAAGUCAUGAAUCUUAGCCAUUCUUAUUUUUUAAUCUUGUUAUUUCUCAUUUUUGUAAAAUCCUAUUUGCUUUCAAUAGACACAUGGUUUGUUUUUUUUUUACAAAUAAUAAUAAUAAUAAUAAUAAUUAGACUUUUUAUUCAUCUUGUAAAUUGUUGUUUUUUUUUUUUGUUUUUUAAACAAAAUCGCUAGAAUGAAUGGAAGUAGUUUUCAAAUCGUCGUCCAACUUUGACGCAAGUGUAAUUUGUCAUUUCCGCCUCUCUUUUUUUGUUUGUUUGUUUGUCUCGUAUCUCAUAAAGACUGGGGUUACUUUUUACCUACUUAUUUUCUCUUCAUUUUUGCCUCCUGAAUUGCCUUUGAAACAAAUAAACGCUUUUUAACAACA